This is a messenger RNA of Pocillopora damicornis (cauliflower coral), 2708 nucleotides long. Its product is annotated as glutathione S-transferase Y1. NCBI's taxonomy places the organism in Eukaryota, Metazoa, Cnidaria, Anthozoa, Scleractinia, Pocilloporidae. Gene Ontology annotation, biological process: glutathione metabolic process. The record is from RefSeq and is a predicted model, not a curated record. Gene Ontology annotation, molecular function: glutathione transferase activity.
GUCGUUCAAGAUUAGUUCGUUCGAGAUCGGUCAUUUUGUGCUCAGUCUAACUUUGUUAUUCAUACUUAGUUCGAGUUAAUAAUAAAAUGUUCAACAAGUGAACAUUUUUUGGUAGCAGGGCGAGGUUUUUCAUCACGGUUCAGCGUGGUUAUUAUCACGGAUCUUCGAGGUUAGCGUUAAAUCAAUGGAUGUAAAUACGGGCGGAAAUUUGGGUAGAGUUGCGGAUGAAACUACGGGCGAGGAUAAGGAACUUAUCAAGAGCUUAAAGCAGGACAAAGCAAGGACUAAAUCGGCAUUUAUCAGGAUAGAGAAAAAAGCUGCUGCACCUUAUAGACGAGGAAGAUUAUCCACGUCGGCGGGAAGUUAGAGAAGUUUGUUAAAAACUUAGUGUCGCGCAGGAACGCGCUAAGAAGACAAUGUCGUGACUGUCGUCGGACGAGUGUUUACACCUUGAUGAAAAGGACAAACGCAGGAAACUUGGAGAAGAAAUGGAAGAACUGAAAAUGGAAUUUUCGGGAGCGAAAGAAAAGGCUAAUGAAUAUUUGGAAAGUUGUAAGGACGAAAUCUUAAGUUUGCAACUGAUGCUUCAGAAGAGACUCGCCUUCGUCGAAUCGAAGAAAGAGUGGCGCAUAAGAGUGUGGAGAAAUUUGUAGAGGACAAAUUCCAUUCCUGUCUUAAGUGGAGAUAAACGACAGUAUGAAGGGUGGAAAGAGCAACCACAACAGACUGUUACACAACGAUAUGCGGCCAACCAAUCACAUUGAGCAAACAGAUAAUCGCCAGUCGAUGGAUCGUGGUGAAGAAGAUGGGGGUCAAAAUGAAAGAGAAGCUGAUACUAUUGGCCAGGAAAGAAGUCCACUGGUUAAUUCUUCUCCCUAGGUCACGGAAGAGUAAAUAUUGGAAAGGAAACGCACUACCACAACAGUUUCUGCACCCGCCGAUCGCGUAAUAAUCGUAGCAUUGCGCACAGUACCAGUGAUUCUGAAGUAUGGUAAUCGGAGAAUUAAAGUGAAUGCAUUACUAGACGAGGCAUCUACAAAGACUUAUAUAUAUGCCGACGUAGCAGCUGAAUAAGGUCUCCAUGGGCAACCCUAGAAAGUAACUGUAAACAUUCUCAAUGGUCAAACAGAAACGUUCGAGAUUACGCCAGUAGAAUUAGAACUUGAAAGCUUAGAUGGAAACGUGAAGACGAAGCUAAGUGCGUUUACUUCAGAGAGAGUCACAGGAGACGUGGAAGUGAUGAGUUGGAAGAAACAUGCAGUGAAGUGGAGUCACCUGACAUUGAUACAGUUUUCAAAUCUUGGUAUUCGCUCCAUAAUGGAUUUGCUGAUUGGAGUCGACUACGCCGAGCUACACUUCUCAUUUAAUGACAUUCGAGGAAAUCCCGGCGAGCCGGUGGCUAGACUAACCCACUCAGGAUGGAGCUGCACCGGACCUGUUAGUGGCUUGAAACGUGGUAGCUAGGGGAGAGAGUGCCGACACAAACGAAAUCAGAAGAUUACUUCAUGAGUCCUGAAGACCAAUGUGCACUAGAGAAAGUCGAGAAGUCUCUUAAGAACGUGGAUGGUAGAUAUCAAGUGGGAAUUCCAUGGAAGGAAGACAAUCCAAUUUUACCAGACAAUUAUGAAAUGGCCCUAAGAAGACUGAUAAACACAGAGAGGCGCCUAUUAAAAAGCCCCGAGUGGUACCUACCUCAUUUUCCUGUAGUACGACCGGACAGAGCCCCAACUAAAACUCGUAUAGUCUUCGAUGCUACAGUUAGAUACGAAGAAGUCUCCUAAAAUGACGUCAUUUAUUAAGGACCAAAGUUUCAGAGAGAUUUGAACGAUGUCUUACUCCGGUUCAGAAGAUACCCUGUUGCACUUAUCUGUGAUAUUGCUGGGAUGUACUUGAGAAUUGAAGUUGCGCCAAAGGAUCAAUUGUGUCAAAGGUUUCUGUGGAGAUCACUGGAUCAACGAUUGCUGAACCAAUUCGCUAUCUGAUGGCUUAUACUGGAACAAAGUGCGAGUACUGUGACUACGUGACUGGGGACGCACCUGAUUAUGACAAAAGCGGUUGGUUCUCGGUGAAAGAGACGUUAGGACUGCCCUUUCCGAACUUACCCUAUUACAUCGACGGGGAUGUGAAGUUAACACAGACGACAGCGAUUAUUCGGCACAUCGCCCGAAAGCACAAUCUAUGUGGAACCAGCGAAGAAGAGAUGAUGAGAGCCGAUGUAAUUGCUGCCGAGGCAGUGGACUUCAUCAAUGGAUUCAUAAAAUUCACUUAUUUCAGUCCAGACAUGGAAGGGGGAAGAGAAGCGUAUUUGAAUUCUUGCAAAGCGUUUCUUCAGCGUCACUCAGACUUCCUCAGCACGUAUCCUUACUUCACCGGCGAUCAUUUAAGUUUUGCCGAUUUCAUGAUGUAUGAAAUCUUGGAUCAACUACGAACCUUUGAGCCAUUAGCUCUUAAUCCAUUUCAAAACAUCAAGGACUUCAUGGCCAGAAUCGAGCGCAUUCCUGCUAUUAAAGAGUUCUUGGAGUCCGAGUACUUCCGUAAUCGACCAAUUAGCAACAAGAUGGCACAGUGGGGAACCAAGCCUAUUCCCCGUCAGUGAAAGAAAAUGAACGAUUUAUCAACAGACACGCUCAGAUGUGAUCACAAACGAGAAUAUCGUAGUUUGAUUUACUUGUCUUUGUUCACAAAUAAAAAUGGUGGUCUUUUCUAUA